CGCUCAGUCGGUUGCGCGCCGGUCGAGUGUGUGGACGGGGCGGAUUGGUGUUGGAGCGUUAUUUGGUGGUAUUUUGGUGUACCGGGCCGGGACUUUUAUGCGAGUUGCGAGGCGGCACGGCGUCCGCGGGGUGUCCUUGCACGAGGGUGCACCCUUUUAAAGGGUUCGGCAGAAGUGAGCUGUUGGUCUGAUUGACAAAAUGACGACCGACAUCUCGGUGGUGCGUGGGGGUUGGGACCCCACGCUGCAACAAGAGAUUGUCGACGAGUACGAAUACGACGGGGGAAACUCGAGUUCGAGACUUUUCGAACGUUCGCGCAUCAAGGCGCUAGCUGGUGAGCGUGAAUUAGUGCAAAAGAAGACUUUCCAGAAAUGGGUCAACUCCCACUUAGUCCGAUGUUCGUGCCGAAUCGGCGAUCUAUACGUCGAUCUGCGAGACGGCAAGAUGCUGAUAAGGCUGUUGGAGAUCUUGUCGGGUGAGCGUUUACCGCGCCCGACCAAGGGCAAGAUGCGCAUCCACUGCCUGGAAAACGUGGAGAAGGCGCUGCAGUUUUUGCGCGAGCAGAGGGUACACCUGGAGAACAUGGGAUCCCACGACAUCGUCGACGGAAACCCGCGUCUGAGCCUCGGUCUCAUCUGGACGAUAAUUCUACGCUUCCAGAUUCAGGACAUCACGAUUGAGGAGACCGACAAUCAGGAGACCAAGUCCGCCAAGGACGCGUUAUUAUUAUGGUGUCAGAUGAAAACCGCGGGCUAUCACAACGUGAACGUGAGAAACUUUACGACGUCGUGGCGGGACGGUCUGGCGUUCAACGCGAUCAUACACAAGCACCGUCCGGAUCUGAUCCAGUUCGACAAGCUUUCCAAGUCAAACGCGAUCUACAAUCUCAACAAUGCCUUCAACGUCGCGGAGGACAAGCUCGGUCUCACGAAGCUGCUGGAUGCCGAGGACAUCUUCGUCGAUCAUCCGGAUGAAAAGUCCAUCAUAACGUACGUCGUCACGUAUUAUCACUAUUUCUCCAAGAUGAAACAAGAAACCGUGCAAGGUAAAAGGAUCGGCAAAGUGGUCGGUAUCGCGAUGGAGAACGAUCGUAUGAUACACGAAUACGAGAGUCUCACCAGCGAUCUCCUGCGCUGGAUCGAAGCCACGAUAGAGGCGCUCGGCGAUCGUAGGUUCGCGAAUUCUCUGGUAGGCGUCCAGUCGCAGCUUUCGCAAUUCUCGAAUUAUCGCACGGUAGAGAAACCGCCCAAGUUUGUGGAAAAAGGUAAUCUCGAGGUGCUACUGUUCACUUUACAAUCGAAGAUGCGCGCAAACAACCAGAAGCCCUAUACGCCCAAAGAGGGCAAAAUGAUAUCCGACAUCAAUAAGGCAUGGGAGAGAUUGGAGAAGGCUGAACACGAACGGGAAUUGGCCCUGCGCGAGGAACUGAUUCGGCAAGAGAAGUUGGAGCAGUUAGCAGCCAGAUUUAACCGUAAGGCCAGCAUGCGCGAGACAUGGUUGUCGGAGAAUCAGCGAUUGGUGUCGCAGGAUAACUUCGGUUUCGAUCUCGCCGCCGUGGAAGCCGCCGCGAAGAAGCACGAGGCUAUAGAGACUGAUAUCUUCGCCUACGAGGAACGUGUGCAGGCCGUCAUGGCGGUCUCGCAGGAGCUCGAGGCGGAGAACUAUCACGACAUCGAACGUAUCAACGCUCGCAAGGACAACGUGCUGCGACUAUGGAACUAUCUUCUGGAAUUGUUGCGCGCCAGGCGCAUGCGGCUGGAACUCUCCUUGCAGCUGCAGCAGAACUUCCAGGAAAUGUUAUACAUAUUAGACAGCAUGGAGGAGAUCAAGUUGCGACUGUUGACGGAUGAUUAUGGCAAACAUCUGAUGGGCGUGGAAGAUCUGUUGCAAAAGCACUCUCUCGUCGAAGCAGAUAUCAAUGUGCUCGGCGAAAGAGUGAAGGCCGUCGUUCAGCAGAGCCAGAGAUUCCUAGAGCAUGGAGAAGGCUAUCGACCGUGCGAUCCGGCCAUCAUCGUCGAGCGCGUGCAACAACUGGAGAACGCGUACGCCGAGUUGGUGCGGUUAGCGAUCGAGCGUCGUACCAGGCUCGAGGAAUCUCGGAAACUCUGGCAGUUCUACUGGGAUAUGGCUGAUGAGGAGAACUGGAUAAAGGAGAAGGAACAGAUCGUAUCCACGGGCGACAUCGGUCAUGAUUUGACCACCAUCAACCUGCUGCUGUCCAAGCACAAAGCGCUGGAGAACGAGAUACAGUCGCACGAACCGCAGCUGAUGUCUGUUGCGGCGGUCGGCGACGAGCUAGUCCGGCAGCAACACUUCGGUUCCGAUCGUAUUCAGGAGAGACUUCAGGAGAUUCUUGCUAUGUGGAAUCAUUUGCUGGAUCUGGCGGCUUUCAGGAGAAAGAGACUCGUAGAAGCGGUCGACUAUCAUCAGCUUUUCGCAGACGCGGAUGACAUAGACAUCUGGAUGUUGGAUACUUUGCGACUCGUCUCGUCGGAGGACGUCGGCAGAGACGAGGCAAAUGUGCAGUCGUUGUUGAAGAAGCACAAAGAUGUAACGGACGAGCUUAAGAACUACGCCACGACUAUCGACCAACUUCACCAACAGGCGUCCACGUUGGGCGAGCAUGACGCCAAGUCGCCGGAGGUCCUGGAGAGACUGACUUCAAUUGAUAACAGGUACAAGGAGCUCCUCGAGCUGGCCAAGUUGCGUAAGCAGAGACUGCUGGAUGCGUUAUCGUUGUACAAGGUAUUCAGCGAGACCGACGGAGUCGAACAAUGGAUCGGCGAGAAGAACAGGAUGCUGGAUACGAUGGUGCCCGCCAAGGAUAUCGAGGACGUCGAGAUCAUGAAACACCGCUACAACGGCUUCGAGAAAGAGAUGAACGCGAACGCAUCCCGCGUCGCCGUGGUUAAUCAACUGGCCAGGCAGUUGCUGCACGUUGAACAUCCGAACUCGGAACAGAUAAUCGCGCGACAAAACGAGCUGAACCAGAAGUGGGCCGAGCUGCGCGAGAAGGCGGAGGGCAAGCGCGAGGAAUUGAACUCCGCACAUGGCGUGCAGACGUUCCACAUCGAAUGUCGCGAGACCGUGUCCUGGAUCGAGGACAAAAAGCGAAUUCUGCAGCAGACCGACAGUCUGGAGAUGGAUUUGACCGGCGUGAUGACGCUGCAGCGCAGACUGAGCGGCAUGGAACGCGAUUUGGCGGCCAUUCAGGCCAAAUUGGACGCCCUGGAGAAGGAGGCGGAGAUUAUACAGAAGGAACAUCCGGAAGAGGCAGCGGUGAUACGCGAGAGAAUCACGCAGAUCCACCUGAUUUGGGAGCAGCUGACGCAGAUGCUGAAGGAGCGCGACGCCAAGCUCGAGGAGGCCGGAGAUCUGCAUCGAUUCCUGCGCGACCUCGAUCACUUCCAGACGUGGCUCACGAAAACGCAGACCGACGUUGCCAGCGAGGACACGCCGACCAGUCUCUCCGAUGCCGAGAAGCUGCUUACGCAGCAUCAGAACAUAAAGGAGGAGAUCGACAAUUACACCGACGAUUACCAGAAGAUGAUGGAGUACGGCGAGCGGUUGACAACGGAGGCCGGCGACGGUGACACCCAGUACAUGUUCCUGCGCGAGAGACUGAACGCGCUAAAGAUGGGCUGGGAAGAGUUGCAUCAGAUGUGGGUGAAUCGUCAGAACUUGUUGUCCAACUCCUUGAAUCUACAGGUGUUCGAUCGGGACGCGCGUCAAGCGGAGGUGCUUCUGUCGCAGCAGGAACACAUUCUUGCCAAGGACGAGACGCCGGCGAACUUCGAACAAGCGGAACACAUGAUCAAGCGACACGAGGCCUUCAUGACCACCAUGGACGCCAACGACGAGAAAAUCAAUUCGGUCGUGCAGUUCGCCGGACGUUUAGUCGACGAGGGACAUUUCGCGGCCGAUAAGGUGAAGAAGAAGGCCGAGAACAUCAAUGAGCGUCGGCGAAUCAAUCGCGAGAAGGCCAAUCUACUUAUGGAGAAACUCAAGGAUCAGCUCCAGUUGCAGAUGUUCCUGCAAGAUUGCGAGGAACUCGGCGAAUGGGUGCAGGAGAAACAUAUCACUGCUCAAGACGAGACGUACCGGAGCGCGAAGACUAUUCACAGCAAGUGGACUCGUCACCAGGCGUUCGAGGCAGAGAUCGCCAGCAACAAAGACCGCCUGCAGCAGUUGCAGCAAGCCGCGAACGAAUUGAUUCAACAGAAGCCGGAUCUGGCCGAGAUUAUCAAACCGAAGGUGACCGAAUUGGCUGAACAAUUCGUCGAGCUGGAGACCACGACUCACGAUAAGGGCGAGCGAUUGUUCGACUCGAACCGCGAGGUGUUGAUACAUCAGACCUGUGACGAUAUCGAUUCCUGGAUGAACGAACUGGAGAAGCAGAUAGAGAGCACCGAUACCGGUUCCGAUCUGGCAUCCGUGAAUAUACUGAUGCAGAAGCAACAGAUGAUCGAGACUCAAAUGGCGGUGAAAGCGAAACAAGUUACCGAGUUGGAUAAACAGGCGGAACAUUUGCAACGCACAGUGCCCGAUGAUAAAAUGGAGGAGAUCAAGUUUAAGAAGGAGAAAGUCGCUCAGAGGUUCGCACAGCUCAAGGAGCCGCUCAUCGAUCGUCAACGGCAUCUCGAGAAGAAGAAAGAGGCCUUCCAAUUCCGACGCGACGUCGAGGAUGAGAAGUUGUGGAUCGCAGAGAAGAUGCCUCAGGCAACUAGCUCCGAGUAUGGAAACUCACUGUUCAAUGUUCACAUGCUGAAGAAGAAGAAUCAGUCAUUGCGCACCGAAAUCGAGAAUCACGAGCCCAGGAUCAAUUUGGUAUGCAACAACGGGCAAAAGUUGAUUGACGAGAGACACGAGGACAGCCCCGAGUUCCAGAAACUGAUAUCUGAGUUGACGGAGAAGUGGCGCGAGCUGAAGGAUGCGGUUGACGAUAGAAACAAACAUCUGCUGCAAAACGAGAAAGCGCAGCAGUACUUCUUCGACGCUACCGAGGCCGAGUCAUGGAUGAGCGAACAGGAGCUGUACAUGAUGGUCGAGGAUCGCGGUAAGGACGAGAUAUCUGCUCAGAAUCUGAUGAAGAAGCACGAGUCGCUUGAACACGCGGUGGAGGAUUACGCGGAGACGAUUCGUCAACUGGGCGAGACCGCUAGGCAGCUAAUAAACGAUCAGCAUCCGUUGGCCGACCAGAUCGCCGUGAAACAGUCUCAGGUGGACAAGUUGUACGCCGGUCUGAAGGAUCUGGCGGGUGAGCGACGCGCCAAGCUGGACGAGGCGCUCCAGUUGUUCAUGCUGAACCGAGAGGUCGACGAUCUCGAGCAAUGGAUCCAGGAGAGAGAAUUGGUUGCCGGUAGUCAUGAGUUGGGUCAGGAUUACGAUCACGUGACGCUGCUGUGGGAGAGAUUCAAGGAGUUCGCGCGCGACACCGAGGCGAUCGGUUCCGAGCGAGUGGAGGCCGUGAACGGCAUCGCCGACUCGCUUAUCGCCACCGGGCAUUCCGACGCGGCGACGAUCGCUGAGUGGAAGGACGGAUUGAAUGAGGUUUGGCAGGACCUGCUCGAACUGAUCGAGACGCGCACGCAGAUGCUGGUGGCCAGUCGCGAGCUGCACAAAUUCUUCCACGACUGCAAGGACGUUCUCGGCAGAAUCCUGGAGAAACAGAACGCCAUGUCCGACGAAUUGGGUCGCGACGCCGGCUCGGUGUCCGCUCUCCAGCGUAAGCACGGCAACUUUAUUCAGGACCUGUCCACGUUGCAGAACCAGGUGACGCAGAUCGAGGAGGAGUCCGCCAAGCUUCAGGCGAGCUACGCGGGCGACAAGGCGCGGGAGAUCACGAAUCGCGAGGCCGAGGUCGUGGCAGCGUGGAACAACUUGCAAUCGUUGUGCGAGGGUAGACGAGCGAAAUUGGAGGACACCGGCGAUCUCUUCCGAUUCUUCAAUAUGGUCAGGACCUUGAUGAUCUGGAUGGACGACGUGGUGCGCCAGAUGAACACGUCCGAGAAGCCGCGCGACGUCGCUGGCGUCGAAUUGCUGAUGAACAACCAUCAGAGCUUGAAGGCGGAGAUCGACGCCAGGGAGGAUAAUCUAAUGGCGUGCAUUAAUCUCGGAAAAGAUCUAUUAGCUAGGAAUCAUUACGCCAGCGUGCAGAUAAAGGAGAAACUAGCGGCGUUGACCGAUCACAGGAAUGCACUGUUACACCGGUGGGAGGAACGUUGGGAGAACCUGCAGCUCAUUUUGGAAGUUUACCAAUUUGCCCGAGACGCGGCGGUUGCUGAAGCCUGGUUAAUCGCUCAAGAGCCAUAUCUUAUGAGUCAGGAGCUUGGUCAUACUAUCGACGAAGUUGAGAAUUUAAUCAAGAAACACGAGGCUUUCGAAAAAUCAGCAGCUGCACAAGAAGAAAGGUUUAGUGCCUUGCACCGACUUACUACUUUCGAAUUGAAAGAACUAAAACGACGAGAACAGGAGAGAGAGGAGGAAGAAAGACGCAAGAAGGAGGAGGUGGCAGCGGCGGAGGCCGCACGUUUGGCCAAAGCGACGCCUGUUACUAGUCCGGACGAACCACCUAGCGAAAGAGCUGAAACUGACGGGGCAACAAGCGGAGAACGCGGUGACGACGAGGGACACGCAGCACAUCGCAAGGCUUCCACACGUACACCACAGCCUCAAGACAAAUCCAAGGAAGUGCAUGCACAAAGACCUAGACAGCUGUCUUUCCGGGAGGGAGGUGGGACCUCGCCUGUCACGCCGACAUCGGUGAAACCUCCGCCGCAUGGUGCCCGCACGCCGACAACUCCGAAAGGAAGUGGCUCCGAGGCUGCGAGGCGUAAGGAACGGAGUCGCAGCAAGUCGCCGUUCAGGAGCUUCCGCUGGAGAAAGUCCGCUAAGUCGCCGAGUUUAGAUCGCAGUGGCGUGAGUGAUGAUGAGCACAGUAUUCCCGAGCCACGAAGUCCGAGCGACGAUGAGUUCGAGGGCCCGUUGCAGCGGAAGCACGAGUGGGAAAGCACGACGAAGAAAGCGUCCAAUCGCUCCUGGGACAAGGUGUACAUGGUCAUACGCGGGCAGAGCUUAUGUGUAUAUAAAGAUCAGAAGUCGUACAAAGCUUCGCCCGAUCAACCGUACAAGGGAGAGGCUCCUCUUGACUUACGAGGCGCGACUAUUACCGUAGCGAGUGAUUACACUAAGAAGAAACAUGUCUUCCGAGUCAAGUCGCAAAGCGGAUCCGACUUCCUGUUCCAGGCCAAAGAUGAUACCGAGAUGAACGAUUGGGUGUCCGCGUUAAAUCAAGCGGCACAGGGAACAUCGGGUGCAAGCACAUCCAGGGCUCACACCUUGCCAGCCCCGACACAAGCCGAAACUAAGCGGCGUAGUUUCUUCACUCUCAAGAAAAACUAAACUGGAGCAGUGAAGUACGGUGUAAAGCCGCUCGUAAUGCGUCUGCACAACAUCGUGUUUAUGAGAAAUGUUUCGUCGCUCUACAUGGUUAAAGCAACGCUAAUAUAAAAUUAGAAGACAUGGCCAUGGUGUUAUGAAAUGAAUUGAAGGACGGAUUGAACGGGUCUUUGAAAACGCCUACUUUCGAAGAACGGAGAUAUUUAACGGUUAUAUGUUGACCUUUGCAAGCGUAGGCUAUUGAAAGUCUAAUUAAAUUUAGUUCUUCAAUAAAUUUUUGGACACUUUGCAAUACUGCUAGUUGAAGAACAAGCGACAUUUUCGAUGUCCCACGUUAGCGUGAUCAGACUUUUGACACGGGAUUUAAUUCUAUUUACAUUUUGCGUAUGUAUUGUCACGCAUUAAAAUGCACCAUCAUUUUCUUGUCACGGAAACGACGAAACGAAUGAUGUCUUCUUCGUGGUACAAAGUAUUUUAUAAGUUGCUGCGAUGUUUUUAUACUUCAGCAAUCAUUUUUAAGAACGUUAUACGAUAGAAGACGAGCGCGAUCUUGUUGAGUCCGCAAAGAAUGUGGUUUGGAGGAGAUAUAUCUUAGUCAUGACUUACGAUAAUUUUUAUAAUUAUUCUUACACGAUGAGUUCAGAAUUUUAACUUGUUUUUCAAUGCAUUUUAUUGCAUUUCACGCGAGUUCUCGUGUUACAGAGCAGAUAUAGUCUCCGACGAUGCUGAGAGGAGAGCGAGAACGAUUCCAGCCGCGUUGAUCGCUUAGGAUAUAUCGCUUUCAUUAUCAUAUUAUCGCACCGCAGUAUUUUACUUCUUACUUGACUUCUUUUCCUGCAAACGUGUCUGUUUGCGUUCGGAUGACUGCCAUAUAUUUUAAGAGCCACACUAACUUGGGACAUAACAUUAUAUAAACUAGCUUUUAACAAAUUGUUAAAUAUGCAGCGCCCUAAGGGAAUAUCGCAUUGAAGAAUUAUAAAGAAAAUGUAAUAACUAACAAGAGAGAGAAAGAGAGAGAGUUUCCCCCAUCUCCUGUCCCCGACCCCCUUACACGAUCCCGUAUAUCACACAAAUUUGCAGAAUUGCAAGAGUAUUUAAAAAUCUCCGGACUCGCGCGCGCAAAUGAUACAGUUUGUAUUAAGUGAGGGCUUACGGUAAAUUAUUAUAGCCGUGUUAUAUCAUUGUUGCGAAUCACUUGUGUCUCACUUGAUUCCGACUCGACGUUUGGCGUGACACGCGGACUAUAUACAUUGCUCUUUUGCAAUUGUUAACUUUUUUUUUUAGAUAUUUAUCAUGUUUAUUUUGUUUUCUCUUUCUGCCUAGAGUAUAAAGAUCGGAUUCUAGGAGCUCCUGCGCUUCGGAAAAAUUUUUUUUAGCUUGGCACACUUUAGAGGAACCGUAAUGGUUUUUGGUAACGCGCGAGAGGAAAUGUUACGUUUUACUCGUUUCUCAACUCGAUGCGACUCGAUCAAUCAAUCGAUCCGGUGUGUACUUUGUCUCUUCGAAAUGUAAUCUACAAUAAUCACCUCAAUUCUGUGACUCACGUCAGAUAUUUCGGAUAUUUAAGUUCGUAUAGAAAUUGCAUUGUCAGAGCUAAGCUUAUUACGAGACUUGUAUAUACGGAGCUAUAUACACGCGUACACACAAAAUACAUACACACAUACAUACGUACAUUAUGUCCGCGAGAAUAAUUCUAAUCAAAACGAUCGUACACCCGCUUUUAUAAUUUCGUGCAUGUGCAUUUAGCGAAGAACAUUGAAUUGAAUAUCAGAGUCGCAUUGCUAAGCAAACACAACAUUUGGUAUGUCAUAGCUAUGUGUUUUAUAUAUAAAUAUAUCUAUAAAUAUAUAAAUACAGAACGAUGAAGAGCAUUAAAUUAUAAGAAAAAUAAAAAUUAUUAUAAUAGAUAAUAUAUAUAUAUAUAUAUAAAAUAAUUGUCGAAUUUUUGACAUGAUUCUUUUCGUUUUAAAACGAUCUUCCCCGUGCAUUUACAAUAAGGAAAACGCCCAUCUGGGCGGCGUUCUCGAGAUACAUUAUCAGCGAUUAUCAGCGAUUAUCAGCGAUUAUCAGCAAGAUUAAAUAAAGACUCCUUCGAGCAUUCACCCGACGGGGUCGCUUUAAUACGAAAAGAAGUUGCAAUAUGCAUCAUUAAAUACUCGCAUAAAUUAAACGUUUGGUUGUACAUUUCAGAUUGUUAUCUCCUCGAUACGUUAGAACGCAUUUGCGGCGCAGUAUCUUUCUCUAGCGAAAAGAAAAAGUACUCCGUUUCCUUUAUACCUACAACGCUACGCCGUAUACUUCUAUUGGCUCUAUCGAUAUCCCGUCUUCGCUUGUGUAAAACGGAUUUGAUAUCUCUCGCUUCAUUCCUAUCAUUGUCAUCGUGCGAGACGCGAGAAUGUAAUUGUACGCGCCGAUUACUUUACCCUCAAACUUCGUUAAGGCCAACGUGUAAUUUUUUAAUGUGCCUUUUUACAGCUUCGUUGAGAAAUAAAAUGCGAUCAAGUAUCAAGCGAUGAUUGGUGCCAGACCGUAGCGAGAAAACUUGACAGGCACGAGCGAACGCUCGUGAAUCGGCGAAGUGAGACUCGCGCGGCGAGUCGUCUCUCGACCCGUUCUCCUUCCGAUUCGUUCUAUUUAUCGCGAGCCGACCGUUUUUAAACCAUAGUCCGGAUGAGGCGAACGGGCGCGAACGAGCAAUUCGUUUCAAUAGCGAUUCGUCAUUGUACAAAUAGCAAUUUGUUCCUCGCGCUCGAAGGCAGCUUUGCUCGUUCGCGUUCGUUCGCGCUCGCGCUCGCUCGACCUGGAUCGCCGCUGUUCGCGCGAGCGGUUCGCCAAGUAUACGCGAUUACAAUAGCCGUGCGACAACGGCGCGUGACAACUGCGACAAAGUUGCGUUUGCGAAAUUGGUCCGCGUCGAGUGUCGAGGGAGCACGUGUCGGCAUGUGACAGCGCGAACGCAGCACGCGGCGUCUAUUUUCAACGGUAUCGAUUUCCGCGCGACGUGCGAAGCCGAGGAGGGCUUAAAAAAAAAAUCACUACGCCUCACGAUAACUCUCGCCCCAGUUACGUCGCGAAUUAUCGAAUUAUCGGGGAUGAAUGCGCCCGGCGAAACGAUUCUCCGCGCGCGUGUCUCCGAGCGGAUGGUGGAAUCCGUCGAUUUAUCACUGUGCACACGAGAGGGAACGCGAGUUUUAUAGAUUCUUACGAGAAAAGAGAGAGAAAAAAACAAAGAGACUGACAGAACGUAAUCGUCCGUGGGCGCAACAAAGCCCGUCCGCUUCUCGCUUCCUCCACCUUAAUUGUCUCUCUCGGGGUGAGCAAGGUAAGAUAUCGGUCCCCGGAAGGACGCGCUCCGCGAGGAAAUCAUUUCAGAGGGGAGAUCGGUCUUCGUUUCGAAAACACGCUCUCUGUAGCAUUUUGAUGCGACUGGACGAAAGAUUCUUGUUGCCGGCGACAACCGUGACAAAGGUCACAACGGAUGCGGAAUUGGUGCAGGAGCAUACGCUCGGGCUAUGAAGGCGAUCAGAGCAAUAAGCCGAUACGCACACGAUAUGCAAAUAUACAUAUGAUAGAAAUAAUUCGGUAAUACGCUUUAGUCACGUUGAAUGUUUCGACCCAGUGCUUGGGAUCCUCUUCAGUAAUGGCAGAUCGGAGAGUCGGACUUUAAAUAUCGCUAUUCGCAAAGUCGGGCAGGAGACAAAAUUACUCGCGUUGCAGUCGGAGUUUACAUUGUCGUUAUAUCAAUAAAGAUGAAUCCACUAAGUAAA
Vollenhovia emeryi is the source of this 11166-nucleotide messenger RNA. RefSeq names its product spectrin beta chain (gene beta-Spec). Gene Ontology annotation, biological process: neuron development; actin cytoskeleton organization. Gene Ontology annotation, molecular function: actin filament binding; structural constituent of cytoskeleton; phospholipid binding. Gene Ontology annotation, cellular component: cell projection; plasma membrane; spectrin. The transcript is spliced from 13 exons. Lineage: Eukaryota; Metazoa; Arthropoda; Insecta; Hymenoptera; Formicidae. The record is from RefSeq and is a predicted model, not a curated record. The coding region runs from base 200 to 7402 and encodes 2400 amino acids.